This is a messenger RNA of Rangifer tarandus platyrhynchus (Svalbard reindeer), 3087 nucleotides long. The record is from the annotation of a GenBank genome assembly. Lineage: Eukaryota; Metazoa; Chordata; Mammalia; Artiodactyla; Cervidae.
AUGUUCAAAGAGCCAUCAGGAUCAGCCAGCGGAAUGCCAAAAAAGGGCAGUGAAACAGACAUUGAUGAAGGUCUUUACUCUAGACAGUUAUAUGUCCUCGGCCAUGAGGCUAUGAAGCAUCUCCAGGCAUCCAGUGUGCUGGUAUCAGGACUUUGGGGCCUAGGGGUGGAGAUUGCCAAGAAUGUCAUCCUUGAUGGUGUCAAAGCUGUCACCCUGCAUGAUGAGGGCACUGCUCAGUGGGCUGACCUCUCGUCCCAGUUCUACCUGCGAGAGGAGGACAUUGGUAAGAGCCGUGCUGAGGCAUCACAGCCCCACCUUGCUGAACUCAACCACUAUGUGCCAGUCAGCACAUACACUGGUGCCCUUGUUGAAGACUUUCUUAGUGGUUUCCAGGUGGUGGUCCUUACCAACUCUCCUUUGGAGGACCAGCUGAAGGUGGGUGAGUUCUGUCACAGGCAUGGAAUCAAGCUGGUGGUAGCAGACACUCGAGGUCUGUUUGGGCAAUUGUUCUGUGACUUUGGAGAGGAAAUGAUCCUCACAGAUUCCAAUGGGGAACAGCCUCUCACUGCUAUGGUUUCUAUGGUUACCAAGGGCAACCCUGGUAUUGUCACUUGCCUGGAUGAAUCCCGACACGGAUUUGAGAGUGGUGACUUCGUCUCCUUUACAGAAGUUCAGGGCAUGAAUGAACUCAAUGGCAUCUGUCCACUAGAGAUCAAAGUCCUGGGUCCUUACACCUUUAGUAUCUGUGAUAGCUCAAAUUUCUCUGAGUAUAUCCGUGGAGGCAUUGUCAGUCAGGUCAAAAUAGCUAAGAAGAUCAGCUUUAAAUCCUUGCUCAACUCACUGGCAGGGCCAGACUUUGUGAUAACAGAUUUUGCCAAGUAUUCUCGCUCUGCUCAACUGCACAUUGGUUUCCAGGCCUUGCACCAGUUCUGUGCUCAGCAUGGCAGGUCCCCUCGGCCCCACAGUGAGAAGGAUGCAGCAGAACUGGUGACCCUAGCAGAGGCUGUGAAGGCUCAAGCCCCGCCAGCAGUGCAGCAAGACAGUUUGGAUGAAGACCUCAUCAGGAAGCUGGCUUACGUGGCUGCUGGGGAUCUAGCACCCAUGAAUGCCUUCAUUGGGGGCUUGGCUGCUCAGGAGGUUAUGAAGGCCUGCUCUGGAAAGUUUAUGCCUGUUAUGCAGUGGCUGUACUUCGAUGCCCUUGAGUGUCUCCCUGAGGGCCAGGAGGCUCUUUCAGAGGACAAAUGCCUUCCAUGCCAGAACCGUUACGAUGGGCAGGUGGCUGUAUUUGGCUCCGGCCUGCAAGAGAAACUGGGCAAGCAGAGAUACUUCUUGGUGGGUGCAGGGGCCAUUGGCUGUGAACUGCUCAAGAACUUUGCCAUGAUUGGGCUAGGUUGUGGGGAUGGUGGGUCAAUCACGGUAACAGACAUGGACAUCAUCGAGAAGUCAAAUCUGAACCGACAGUUUCUGUUCCGUCCUUGGGAUGUCACGAAGUUGAAGUCUGAUACAACUGCUGCAGCUGUGAGCCAAAUAAAUCCACACAUCCGGGUCAUAAGCCAUCAGAUCCGUGUGGGCCCUGAGACAGAGCAUGUGUAUGAUGACGACUUCUUUCAAAACCUGGAUGGUGUGGCCAAUGCCCUGGACAAUGUGGAUGCCCGCAUGUACAUGGACCGCCGUUGUGUUUACUACCGUAAGCCACUUCUGGAGUCAGGAACACUGGGAACCAAGGGUAAUGUACAAGUGGUUAUCCCCUUCCUGACAGAGUCAUACAGCUCCAGCCAGGACCCUCCUGAGAAGUCCAUCCCCAUCUGCACGCUGAAGAACUUCCCGAAUGCCAUCGAGCACACGUUGCAGUGGGCUUGGGAUGAGUUUGAAGGCCUUUUCAAGCAGCCAGCAGAAAAUGUCAACAAAUACCUUACAGACGCCAAGUUUGUGGAACGAACACUGUGCCUGGCAGGCACCCAGGCUCUGCAGGUGCUGGAGGGCAUGCAGCGCAGCUUAGUGCUGCAGCGGCCACAAUCAUGGGCUGACUGUGUGACCUGGGCGUACUAUCACUGGCAUACCCAGUACUCCAGCAACAUCAGACAGCUGCUGCACAACUUUCCUCCUAACCAGCUUACAGGUUCAGGAUCCCCUUUCUGGUCUGGGCCUAAACGUUGCCCACACCCGCUUAUCUUUGAUGUCAACAAUCCCCUGCAUCUGGACUACGUGAUAGCUGCUGCCAACCUGUUUGCCCAGACCUAUGGGAUGAUGGGCUCUCAGGACCGGAGUGCUGUCACCAAACUCAUUCAGUCUAUGCAGGUCCCUGAGUUCACCCUGAAGUCUGGCGUCAGGAUCCAAGUUUCUGACCAGGAGCUGCAAACCAGUUCCUCCAUUGAUGAUAACCGCCUACAGGAGCUCAAGGCCAUGCUGCCCACCCCAGAGAGCCUUUCUGGGUUCAAGAUGUACCCCAUCAACUUUGAGAAGGAUGAUGACACCAACUUCCACAUGGAUUUCAUUGUGGCUGCAUCCAAUCUCCGGGCAGAGAACUAUAACAUUCCCCUCGCAGACCGACAUAAGAGCAAGCUGAUUGCAGGGAAGAUCAUCCCAGCCAUUGCUACAACCACAGCAGCUGUAGUUGGCCUUGUUUGUCUGGAGCUGUACAAAGUGGUACAGGGACACCAACAGCUUGAGUCCUAUAAAAAUAGCUUCAUCAACUUGGCCCUGCUCUUUUUCUGCUUCUCUGGGCCCCUUGCCCCACCCCGUCACCAGUUUUAUAACCAAGAGUGGACACUUUGGGAUCGCUUUGAGGCCCAGGGGCUGCAGCCUAAUGGUAAAGAGAUGACCCUCAAGCAGUUCCUUGACCACUUUAAGUCAGAGCACAAAUUGGAGAUCACCAUGCUGUCCCAAGGUGUAUCCAUGCUCUACUCCUUUUUCAUGCCACCCAGCAAGCUGAAGGAACGGAUGAAUCAAUCGAUGACAGAAAUUGUGAGUCGAGUAUCAAAGCGAAAUCUGGGACACCACGUGCAAGCAUUGGUGCUUGAGCUGCGCUGCAAUGAUGAGGAUGGCGAAUAUGUGGAGGUUCCUUAUGUACGAUACACCAUUCACUAA